GCUGUUGGAGUCCAACCAGGAUAUAAUUCAAACUUAUUUUAAAUUUCAUUUCUCACCGGGUGAAGUGGAGUCCCCUGCCUCUUCACAGCUGAGAGCAUCUGUUCGUCCUUACUGGACCUCCUCGCCAUGGCAGCAGUGGUCGGAUACUCUCCUCCAUGGUGGGUGAACCUGCUGCACAGACUGCCCCACUUCAACCUCAGGUUUGAGCAAACGAGCAGUGACUUCCAACCAGAGGACUGGACGUACCAGCAGUCCAUCCUGUUGCUGGGAGGUGUGGCGCUGGCCUGUCUGGCUCUGGACCUCCUGUUCCUGCUCAUCUACUCCAUUUGUCUGUGCUGCCGGCGCAGUAAAACCGAGGAGCAGCCCAACGCUGACUGUUGCUGCACGGCCUGGUGCGUCAUCAUCGCCACACUCGUUUGCAGUGCUGGUAUUGCUGUCGGUUUCUAUGGGAACAGCGAGACUUGCGAUGGAGUGAAUCGGCUGACGUACUCCCUCCUCCACGCGAACCGCACAAUCACUGGAGUGCAGAAGCUGGUAACUGAUAGUACGUCAUCGUUAAACCAGACCGUGGACGACGAUCUGCAGCAGCUUGAGGGCCAGUAUGCUCAGCAUGCGGACUACGUCUCCAUCAUCCAGAAGCUGCAGGGCCAACUGGACGAGCUCGUCAGACAGAUGGUUGAGAUCCCUUUUUGGGACAACAAGGUUUCCCUGGAGGAUUUGGCCGUUAAGAUUGAACUGUACGACUGGUAUAGGUGGCUGGGCUACAUAACCUUACUGCUGUUUGACGUCUUCAUCUGCCUUCUCGUUCUCUUGGGCCUUAUUCGCAACGUGAAGGGAACUCUUAUCGGAGUGUGCCUGUUUGGUGUAGUGGCUCUUAUCUUCAGCUGGGUCUCACUGGGGCUGGAGUUGGCGGUCUCUGUGGGUUCCAGUGACUUCUGCUUCGCUCCGGAUACUUAUGUUACCAAAGUGGGGAGUCAGUAUGGCGUCAUCAACCCAGAAAUCCUGCAGUACUACAUCAGUUGCAGUUUGGAACAAACCAACCCCUUCCAGCAGAGGCUUUCUGGGAGCCACAAAGCUUUAGUGGAGAUGCAGGAUGAUGUGUCUGAGCUGCUGCGCUCUGCCACCAGAGAGUACAAACAGACCAAGGAGAGUCUGGAAGAGAUUCAGGGAAUCCUGAACACCACAGAGAUCAGCCUGCACCAGCUCACUGCACUCGUGGACUGUCGUAGCCUGCACAUGGACUACGUGCAGGGUAUAACAGGACUGUGUUACGAUGGACUGGAAGGCCUCAUCUACCUCGUGCUCUUCUCCUUCGUCACAGCUCUGAUGCUCAGCUCGAUUGUCUGCAGCGUGCCUCACACCUGGCGAGGCAAGCGGAGUGAUGAAGACAGCGAAGAGGAGUCUUUGAGCCACGGAGGAAGGCAAAACCCCGACAGCCUGUACCGGGUCCACAUGCCCAGCCUGUACAGCUGUGGCAGCAGCUACGGCAGCGAGACGUCCAUUCCUGCCGCAGCCCACACCGUCAGCAACGCACCUGUCACAGAGUACAUGGCUCAGAACUCCAACUCCCAGAACUCGCGCUGUGAAAACACACCUCUGAUUGGACGGGAGUCUCCUCCUCCCUCGUACACCUCCAGCAUGCGGGCGAAGUACUUGGCCAACAACAACAGCCGACCAGAUCCUUCCAACCCUCCGGCGCAUUAGAUCCGUCUGCAGUGAUCCAGUGAUCCAGUCAUCCAUCCCGUUGGUCUCUCUCGCUCUUCUGCUUCCACUUUCUGUCUCGCCUGAACUGAACCAAAUGUGCUUUCUGCUCCAAGCAGAACUUUAAGGACAUCCAUCUCCUCUUGCUUUAGGAUUGCAUGAACUUUCAGAGGUGCUGGGACUGAGCCGGGACUGUUUUUAGUUGUUUUUACUUUUAAACAUGAAUACAAC
Messenger RNA from Nematolebias whitei (Rio pearlfish), 1932 nucleotides. RefSeq names its product tweety family member 3a (gene ttyh3a). Gene Ontology annotation, molecular function: volume-sensitive chloride channel activity; intracellularly calcium-gated chloride channel activity. Lineage: Eukaryota; Metazoa; Chordata; Actinopteri; Cyprinodontiformes; Rivulidae. Gene Ontology annotation, cellular component: plasma membrane. The record is from RefSeq and is a predicted model, not a curated record. The transcript is spliced from 15 exons. The coding region runs from base 127 to 1704 and encodes 525 amino acids.